AUGAAACGCAAUGCAACCAUUCACGGAGUACAAUGGCUUCAGGAGGAAGCAGAGGAUGAAAUAACCGGUGAACUACAAGCCAACAAUGCCUCUUCUUGUAAACGACAAAACCAGUUAGAAGUGGGAAUUUCGCGUGGAAGCAUGGCUACCACAUCCAAUACCGUUCCUUAUGUGUCGGGUCGACCGCAUAGUUAUGUACAGCACGAUAAUGUCCGCAAUCGGGAAAAAAUUACCGCAAUAAUCAUGCAAACGGCAGAGAAAAAGGAACUAUGUUGGAACUUUGACUUGCUGAAAUUGCUGACGGAAUAUCAUGCGAUGCUUUUUCCCGAGGUAAACUUCUCAGAGGCCGCUAUGUUGGUCGACCGUUCUGCGCAAAUUUACGGACGAAAGGUGGACUACAUGGGUGAUAUCAUUUUGCACAUGAAUCAUGAUCAAAAGGCGCGCGAACAGGAAGCAGCAGCGAAAGCUAACCAUGUGGAUGCAGAGCUUGAAGUGCCGAACAAAAGCACGAGUCGCAAACGAGUGGGACAUUUCAAUCCCCAAUCGUUGUCGGAUUGCUUCGCAGAUCUGGAAUUCACUUGCAAUGACAAAAAGCUGUUGCAGCUAAGCGCUUUGGUCAAACCGGUACAACCCGUCGAUGUAGAUCGUCGGACCAAAGUGCUACAAAUGCAGGACUUUUGCGCGGAACUACGUUCCAACCCGAAUCGGCAGCGACGUCAGGAGAUUCUAAAUCGCCUGCGGGAUGAUGCAUGCAUAGCACCGAUCAUGUCGAGCCAUGGGGUGGCGCGGAAAAAUCAAAUUUGGGACCUGGAAUCCGGCGAAACGAUAGGCACGCGGUACGACUACCAGGUUCACCUUAACUACAUCGACGGUCGAACGGGAUCACUGAUAGCUGAGCACGAUCUGAAGCGUUUCUUUCAACGUUGUGAUGUAAUAGAUUUCCUGCAGGAACAGCAGGAAUUAGAGCAUGAACGAUGUUCCCGAACUGGAAAGCCAGCACCGGUUGACAUGCUGGCGAUGCAAGAGCGUGAGCUAAAGCUGUACAUGCCGCCCGAAUAUCUUAAAAACCGCUAUCGCAUCAACGUGAACGACACGUCUGAUUUUGACAAUGCUCUGAUACAGGCACGCGUCACCAAUUACAACUCCGAUCCGAUUCUUUCGCUUAUAGACCACGACGCACGUGCAAGGAAGACGGACGAAAAUGGACCCCUCGAACUUCCCGAUGCGGGCAUAUGUUCUACCUACUCGCGGGACAUGUCGGGCAAAGACUCUAGCACGCAUUAUGAUUCCGGAUAUUGCAACGAUUCGGUUGAAUCCAGCGAAGAACCUUCAUUUGAAAACGUGUUGUCUUCGUCGAAAGCUCAUGAUAUCAGUGCCGGGGUAGAAGAACUGACGAAUAAUGUAUCCCACGACUCUCUGGAGGUAUCGAACGAGGUGGAGAGCAAAAAUCCGCUUGAAGCCGAAUUGCUGGCUCUCGAGAAGAGUACUCUUUCAGAAGAAUGCAGCAACAGCAAAUCAGCUUUCUUAACAUCGCGGCUAAGUGUCGACGAAGGCAUCGGUGUGGAUCGCGAUUCGCCGUCACGAUCGGGACCGAGCCAGGAGGAAGAUAAAUUUACGAAACUGUCCGUGAUAUUUAAUCGUGGUUCCGUGUUUCCCUUAGCACCAAUGCCAUCGUCGCCGAUAAAGUUACGGUUGAACAUUUUCGGCGUACCGGAAAAGAUGGUGCGUAAAAGCGUGCGGUUUGCGCUACCAUCAGAAUAUCGAAAGCUUAAAAACGCAAUUCAUAAACGCAGCAAAGACCCAGAGAAAGACAUCUGCACGUUAGUUGUAUACAAUCUGGAAUGUGCACUUGCCUCCGAACACGAACGAUCUACGACCCCAGACUUGGAGGAUUUUCUUGGGUUCGAAGACGAAAUAAAUGAACUCGCACCUACCGGCAAAUCAAAAAAGACGAAAAACUCCACGCCAAGCGCUGAAUCGUCGCCGGCGAAACAAAAACGCCCAUCUUCUCCGGUAGCCUACUUUACAGGGUUCGAUGACGAAGACAUUGAAGUGACACGCACUGAAGUUGCCGAACGUUUGAAGGUACUGCCGAAAGAACCGAAGAACCUCUCCAGCCCAAGACACGCGAAGGGAGGAACCUCUUCGCAACCAGUAACGCCUACAAGAACGCUAUCGUGUGAUUCUGGUAUUUCUGAUACGGUCGAGAGCGGUGGUAAAGACACGAAUUCAGAUUCGGCGUGCUCGCUCACCGCGAUCGAUGAAGAUUCCGAUGCCUACGAUGGUGAUGCCCAACAAGAAGCUGUGGUAACGAUGGGCAAUCAGCAACCGAAGAAAGAACAUACCGACGCAUCGAAUGCACGGAUCCAGCAGAGCAUGAACGAGGCGAAGGAACGCUUCGAUAAGGUGAGCCAGUGGCACCGAAAGCUGAAGCCGAUACUCCUUGAGUCGGAAAAACGAAACCAUUUCGACAUACAUGCGUACGGAACGCAAAUCAUCGACACGUUUGACCGAAAUGCACCGCUCGGUGUGGAAGCAAUAACGCUAGAAAAGGUGCUACACAACCAACCUCCACACAGUACGGCUCGGUUUUUCCUGUCCAUGCUGAUGCUGGCCAACACGAACAAUGUACAUAUAUACAACAUAAACCAGGACCCACUACGACUGUCUUCCACGGCCGAGAUCGAGCUGCGCCUGCUCAGUCGUAAGCGGCAUCACAAAGAGAUGGAAGCGUUAGGUGAAUUGCUGCCCGGUGAUGCCACCAGUGCCAAUUGCGACCGCGCAACGCAAAAACGUCUGCACCGCAAACGAAAGAUAAUGCUUGACGUUCAAAGUUUCCAACAACCGGAAGAAGAACGAAGAAAACCAACCGAAGCACGAACCAAUCCCUCGAGCCAACUCGACCGAAUAGAUCUGGAUGCUCCCGUGGACGCAAGCUAUCUCGAUAAUGUCCAGCGGAUGUACGUCAAUCUGAACAGUAAUGAGUCUGUUCGUAAACGCAUGGCAUUCCGUAGGGGCAUGCGAAACUGUGCCUACGGGUUGAUGGAAGAGGCAAAGAAUCCGCCUACUCAACCGAAGCAACAAGUGCAACAGUCUCAACUGACGAUUUGUUCGCAGAAAGGCGUUGACAUGAAUGGUAUUUCGCAGCAGUCAGCGAUGCCUACGGCAUCGACCAGCGGAAACAGUAAAACACGAAAUGAUGUUCCUGCGACGCCGCACGUGUUCGAUUCGGAAGAGGAUGUCCUCUCCGUCAAUCUGUUAACCAAUCAUGCGACACUCGUACCUGCCCGCGAUCCCGACACGACCUGUGCGAAAAGUGUAUUCUCCCUCGCAGAAUCCGGAUACGAAUCGAUGCUCAGCGGCGGUGACAUCUAG
Molecule: messenger RNA, 3375 nt
Organism: Anopheles nili
Lineage: Eukaryota; Metazoa; Arthropoda; Insecta; Diptera; Culicidae
Gene: Cap-H2
Exons: 4
Coding region: 1-3375 (1124 amino acids)
Biological process (GO): meiotic chromosome condensation; mitotic sister chromatid separation
Cellular component (GO): nucleus; condensin complex
Molecular function (GO): chromatin binding
Source: RefSeq, a predicted model, not a curated record